UCCCAGCGGCAGCGGCUGCGGAGGAAGAGGGAGAGCGGCCAGCUGCGGACCAAGGGGAAGGCGCGCUUCGGUUUCUGAGUAAGUUGGGCGGCGGAGGUUCGGGAGGUCCGUCGGGAAGCGGGAACGUGGUGAAAGAUGGUGGAUCGCUUGGCAAACAGUGAAGCAAAUACUAGGCGAAUAAGCGUAGUGGAAAACUGUUUUGGAGCUGCUGGUCAGCCUCUGACCAUUCCUGGCCGUGUCCUCAUUGGUGAAGGAGUAUUAACAAAGCUGUGUAGGAAGAAACCAAAAGCAAGGCAGUUUUUUUUAUUCAAUGAUAUCCUUGUAUAUGGUAACAUCGUUAUCCAGAAGAAGAAAUAUAAUAAGCAACAUAUCAUUCCUCUUGAAAACGUCACUAUUGAGUCUAUCCAAGAUGAGGGGGAUUUGCGGAAUGGCUGGCUGAUCAAAACUCCAACUAAAUCUUUUGCAGUAUAUGCUGCUACUGCCACAGAAAAAUCUGAAUGGAUGAACCACAUCAAUAAAUGUGUUUCUGAUUUGCUGUCCAAAAGUGGGAAGACGCCCAGUAAUGAGCAUGCAGCUGUCUGGGUACCCGACUCAGAAGCCACUGUUUGCAUGCGUUGCCAGAAAGCAAAAUUUACCCCUGUGAACCGUCGACACCACUGUCGGAAAUGUGGAUUUGUUGUAUGUGGACCCUGCUCUGAAAAGAGGUUUCUUAUACCCAGUCAGUCUUCCAAGCCUGUGCGAAUCUGUGACUUUUGUUAUGAAUUCCUUUCUAUGGGAGAGAUGUCAACAUGCCAGCCCACAAGAUCAGACUCUUUCAGCCAGUCACCAAAGCCUCCUUUAAAUGACAUAUCAGAUGAUGAUGAUGAUGAUGAUAGCAGUGACUAAAUAAUGGAAGAAAAUGUUUUUAUAUUACAGUUGGUGUUUGAACUUGAGUUGUUGUAUGAGAAACCUCUAGUUUCAAGUUCUCCUGAGAAAUCUACCCUAGCUAUUAAAUUUGCCUGAAAAACCUUUCAAUCAUAUGUGCCUCAGUAUUUAAACCUCUAAAAUAUGUCAUUACUCUUUCUGCAGGGAUUGACUAUUGCAAAUACUUUCCAGCCAUGUAUACUUGAUUUUCUUUCUACAAGUAAAUUGGUCAGCAGCUCCACUUUUCUGAAGAAAAAGAUUAGAAAAUGUAGCAGAAUUUUUUUUCUUUGCAGUUGUGCUAAUAAGUAGUCCAUAGUAUGAAUUCUUUUAAUAUUAGGAUGGGGGAAUUAAACCUGCAUGAAACCAGUAAUUUGGUUAGAGAUUGAAAAGGACAUCUAACCAAACUUUGAAACUGAUCGUUUACUUUUAUUCUAUAUAUUAUAAAUUCUGAAAUGUUAGUAACUUUUUAAAAACAAUGCAAAAUGUUAUACACCAAGCAGUGCCUUGUAAUGACUGCACUGUUGCAGGAAAAAAAAAUAACUUUGCACCGUCUGGUAUGCGAUCAUCUAAGAAACAGUUGGUGCUAUUAGGAUUAAUUGUUCUUGUAUAAUGGGAUUUAAAUAAUAAGGGUUGUGACUUCAUCCCUGAAACUGAGGGCUAUCCAGCAUCUCCUUGCACAAAGUGAUUUUCAUUAGGACGCAAGGUGAAGAUAGAUUCAGCACUAUUGCGCAAUGAUUAUUGUGAGUUGAUCACAAGUAUGGUGCUCCCACAAAAUGAAUAAAACAAAUGGGGGCUUUUAAAUAAUUAAUCUUUCAGAUGGAUUUGAUAUCUAAACCACUUUCAAACUUGUACGAUAUUGUUAAAUGUUUAUAAUUAUCAGGUAUGGUUAAUUGAAAAGUUUUGUCUCAGAUCAUGUUACUUGCUGUAAUGUUUUGAUUUGAUAUUUAAAUCCUUAGAUUAUUUACUAACCUUUUUAAACUGUAGGAUGUGGAUUUAAAAAUAAACUGUAUUCUAAAAGCACAAAUUGGGAGAAUGGGCUAGCUAUUCUUUUGAAAACGACAUUUGUACACAGCUGACCUCAAGAUGUAAAUGAAUUGCAGGUGAUUUUAUUUUAAAUGUCUAAAAUCAAGACCUGACAAAUAGUACAAAAGGUGUUUUCAGUAAAAAUUUUACUUUGUACAAUAUUCUUUCUAUAAUGGUGUCAAUUUUAGAGAAAUGUCAACUUAGCUACAAAGUUUUGUAAAAUCCCACAACAUACCUCUAUUUUUAUAUAAUAGUAUGUUUAAUUGUUUUACAUAGAAGUCUCUUGACAGAAUUGUGUGGGAAUUCAAUAGUACCUGAGAAUUUAUAAAUAACAUGCUGAAUAUUAUUCAUGCAAAAUUAUAUUGUGCUUAAUAAGUCACAGUUUCUGCACUGUUUUCUGCUGAUUUAACUAUAUUUAUUAAAUAAACCAUUAGAUUUGCAUCUGUGAACUUGUCUACCAUUCUAUAAUCUGGUUGGAUGAAGAGUAUAAUAUCCAAAUUGGGACAAAAAAAAAUCAUAUGAGGAAUCUAGCUAUAAAGUGAUAGAGUGGGCUCAGUUGACUUGCUUAGAAUCUGUGGAACAGCUGUAUUGAUGAUGAG
Molecule: messenger RNA, 2525 nt
Organism: Notechis scutatus (mainland tiger snake)
Lineage: Eukaryota; Metazoa; Chordata; Lepidosauria; Squamata; Elapidae
Source: RefSeq, a predicted model, not a curated record